GAAAAGAAGAAAGCCCUUUAUUGUCUUUAGAUAAUAAUGGAGGGAUUUCAAAGGGAAUGCUGGACUGGUUAUGUUGUGUGACAUGUGCUCACUGGAUUUGUUUGAAUUUCUCCUGUUUAAUUUCAGUGAGCUGAAUGAGAAUGCAGUUCUAAUGAACCUGAAGAAACGCUUUGACCACGAACUUGUAUAUACUUACAUAGGGAGCAUCCUUGUGUCUGUGAACCCUUACAAGUUGCUCAACAUCUACGGCACAGACAUGGUGCACCAGUAUGAAGGCCACGGUCUGAGUGACAACCCCCCUCAUCUCUUUGCCAUUGCUAAUCUCUCAUAUACAACCAUGAUGGAUGCCAAAAAGGACCAGUGUAUUGUGAUCAGUGGAGAAAGUGGGUCAGGGAAGACUGAGGCCACUAAGCUGAUCUUGCGUUACCUGACAGCCAUACAUCACAAACGCAACGUCACACAACAGAUAGAGAUCCUUGAGGCUACACCCCUGCUGGAGUCUUUUGGGAAUGCCAAAACUGUCCGCAAUGACAAUUCUUCACGCUUUGGCAAAUACACACAAAUCUACAUGGAUGAGGGUGUAAUCAGCGGUGCCAUAACGUCUCAGUACCUGUUGGAGAAGUCCCGCAUUGUCUUUCAGGCCAAAUCAGAGAGAAACUACCAUAUCUUCUAUGAGAUGCUGGCAGGUCUUCCCCCUCAUGAGAAGCGCUCACUCUACCUGCAGGAGCCUGAGACGUACUACUAUCUGAAUCAGGGAGGAAAUUGUACCAUAGAGGGUAAGGAUGAUGGGGAGGACUUCAGGCGUUUGCUGAGUGCCAUGGACAUCCUGUGUUUUACCCCAGAGGAGCAGAGCGGCAUCUACAGACUUCUGUCCUCUGUGCUUCAUCUGGGGAAUGUCUACUUUCAGCCACAUCAGGCUGAGGGUCAGGAGGCCGCGUCGGUGGUGAGCACACAGGAGAUCAGGGUGGUCGCUGAGCUGCUGCAGGUCUCACCGGAGGCUCUGCAGAAAGCUGUCACUUAUAAAAUGACUGAUACAGUGAGGGAAAAGAUCUACACUCCGUUGACAGUGGAUAGCGCCUUAGAUGCCAGAGAUGCUGUUGCCAAGAUCCUGUACUCGCUGCUGUUUAGUUGGCUGACAGAGCGCAUCAAUGGACGGGUCUACCCUCGCAACGAAGCCCUCUCCAUCUCCAUCCUUGACAUAUAUGGUUUUGAGGAGCUACAGGUGAACAGUUUUGAGCAGCUGUGCAUCAACUACGCGAAUGAAACUUUGCAGUUCUACUUCAACAGAGUCGUCUUCCAGGAGGAGCAGGAGGAAUACAUGCGGGAGCAGAUCCAGUGGCAGCAACAACCCUUCAGCAACAACCAGGCAUGUCUUGACCUUAUUGCUGCUAAGCCUUAUGGGAUCCUGCGCAUAUUGGACGACCAGUGCGGUUUCCCCCAGGCAACGGACCACACCUUCCUCCAGAAGUGCCACUAUCACCAUGGAAACAACCCACUGUACGUCAGACCCAAGAUGCCACAGCCCGAGUUCACGCUGAAACACUAUGCGGGGAAGGUCACCUACGAGGUCCACAAAUUCCUGGAUAAAAACUUUGACCUGGUCCGACAGGAUGUUUUAGACCUCUUCAUUCAAAGCAGGAACAGGAUGGUAUCGAGCCUAUUCUUGAAGCAUUCGGAGUCUUUGUCACAGCAGCGCUCAAAUCUGCGCCGCAACAGCACAGCUCGGCGUCAUCAGGCCAACACGGUCAGCGCAAAGUUCCAGAGCAGCCUGCAAGAGCUACUGGACAAGAUGGAGAGGUGUAACCCUUAUUUUGUGCGAUGCAUCAAGCCGAACCAACAUAAGAAGCCAGGAAUGUUUGACAUGGACCUGGUCAACACCCAGCUGCUUUACUCUGGUAUUAUGGAGACCAUCCGUAUAAGGAAGGAGGGUUAUCCAGCGAGACUGCCCUUUCACAGCUUCCUAUCAAGGUAUAAAGCUCUGCUCUGUCUGAAGGAUCCUCUGCCAGCCGACGGAGAAAAUUGUGUUAUCAUGCUUCACAAACUCUGUCCAGUCAAGGAAGGCUCAUAUCAGGUGGGGGUCAGCAAGAUUUUCCUGAAAGAGGAGCUGUACCAGCUGCUGGAAGGGAAGCGGGACCGUGUGCUGGACAUAGCUGCCAUGACGCUGCAGAGAUACGCCCGGACCUGUUUUGCCCGGCAGAAUUUUCUCAAAUUCAGGCGAGGUAUAACCCGCUUUGAAGCCCGCUGCAGAGGCUACCUGGCCAGAAAGAAGUUUGCUCUAAGGAGGAAAUAUCUCAUCAGACUGCGUUCUGCCGUGCUGCUAAUUGUCAACCGCCAGCGCUAUAUGAGGACAGUGGUGGAGCCUGCGAGGAAGGCAGAGGAGGAUCGGAUCAAUCGCGAAGUGGUGAAUGUGACAACAUUGCCUAUCCCUGCAGAGCUAGCUGGCUUGCUGCAGGUUGCUUCAGGCGGUGAAGAGCUCCAUUCUGACUGCUUGGCGUUGGUUCAGGCUCCAAAGGUUCAGGUUGACCCUCAGCUGACCCUGCCCCUCGACAUCAAUAACUACCUCAUGACGCACUACGUCCGGACCAUGUUCAGGGAGCCGCUGUUUGGGAUGCUCACUGCUCCGCUGGAGAACUCCCUGAUUCGUCUGGACCAGGAGCUGAAGCAGGGAUCUCUGAACGUUUUUAUUCUGAUACUCCGGUUCAUGGGGGAUCCGAUCUUGAACGGAGCUCAAGAGAACAUGUUUGGGAACUAUAUCAUCCAAAGGGGACUGGCCAACCCCAGCCUUAGAGAUGAGAUCCUGGCUCAGAUAGCCAACCAGGUGUGGAGGAAUCCUAACAUACUGAACUCCGAGCGGGGCUGGCUUCUUCUCUCCUCCUGUCUGUCUGCCUUCCUGCCCUCUCAAAGGCUGGCCAAAUACCUGCUUAAAUUUGUGUCGGACUACGGCCCAGAAGGCUACGACUGUGUGUGUCAGAACCGUCUGCUUCAGGCUCUGCAGCGCCUCAGCAUCGGGCCUGAGUACGCCCGGACGUACCCACCCUGUCUGCUGGAGUGGACCGCCAAUCGCAAGAAAGCCAACACUGUUCUGCACGUACACUGCAUAGAUGGGACUUCUUUCCUAUGCCCGCUGCAUUCCUGGACAACAGGAGAGGAGAUGGCCAAAAGCAUCUUACAACACAGAGGCGUGCAGGACGGCCGCCGGGGCUGGUCGGUAGUGCUGAAGGAGCCGGCUCAGUGGGUCGAACUCGAGGGCUCAGACUACGUUCUGGACUUGAUGUCAGACCUGGAGCUUCCCGCUGACUUCCCCAAGCACAGCAGCUACUUCAUCAUCUCUGCUCUGGAGCCGGCCAGAGUUCGGCCCAACGCCAGCAUAAGCCUGUUGGGUGGCGGAUUUGACAUGAGCGAUGACGUCAUUCCUUCAGCCAUAUCCGGCUCAGAUCGCCUCAGCCAAGAUUUAGAGCCUCAGAGAGGGAUGGAUCGUUAUCUCGACAGCCUGUUUGACCCUGUACUGUCUGACGGAGCUGGAGAAGUAGAAUCAGCUGCUGGACUGUCGGGCAGGAUGAAGGGGGCCGGGGGAGUUGGUGGGAAGUGGCAACAGCAGGGGCAGUCCUCCGGCCACCCACCUCCGGGAGCUGUGAGAGUCCUUCCUGUGGGAGGCGUGAUGUCGCCUCCUGUCGCCGCUGUGGCACCUGUAACACCUGGAGACCAGCAGGCUGUUUUGGCCCAGCAGCAGCAGGCGAUCGUGAACCAGCAGGCCGUCAUCAUGGCGCAGCAGAUGACCAUGCAAGCCAUGGCCAUGGUCGGCAGCCCUCUGUCGAGCCCCCCGACCUCCCCCAUCACGAGCCCUCCCAUGAGUCCCGUGCCCCAUCACCACCCUAGCUCGCACGCUUUCACCAGCCCGUACGCUGUCAUACCUCCAAGUCCAUAUGCGAACAUCCCGCCGAGCCCCUACGCUAACUUCACUCCGACUCCCUACGCAGCAGCAGCGUUCCCGCCCACCCCUCAUCCUCCUUCUGCUCAGCAGGAUCAGAGUCUAUCACAGGCAAGCACUCAGCCCCCUGCUGAUCCCCCGACUGAGCCUCAGGCCCAGCGGCAGCUUCGGCCUACCCGCCGUGACCCUCAGCUGAGCUCCUCCAAAGCCGAGCACGCACCACCAGCAUUUAAACCUGCUGCACAGACUCAGUCAGGCGUGGACAGCGUUUCUAGGAGAAAAGCUCCGGGCAUCCCCAUCAACAAGGAACCGGCCAGGAAAUUUGCCCCAGUGGUGACGUCUCCUCCACCCCCUGCCGGAGAAGUUGUGAAGUAUUCGUCUAAGGCUACAGAUCACAUCGUCCCCAGCCAAGACAUUCAAGAAAUCAUCCGAAGAUAUAACUCCCCGUCGCCACCUGUAGACCCACUACCAGCUGACAAAAGGAGACCAGAUGGGAAGUUCAACAAGAAGCAAACGCCUCGUGAUGAGGCUUUACAGAUCCUCAAACCCCAGAUGGAUAAUCCUCCUGCUCCACAGCCCAGACGUCCCGUUGGCCCGUCACCGUCUGCGUCUGCGGUGAAAGAGUCAGGCUUGAAACUCACCAAAAGCACAAAGACGAGGUCCCCGGGUCGCCCUCUGCCUAAACCUCCUCCAGUAUCCCGAGAGCUCCCCGUGGAGAAAGAGACCAUCCAGACGCAGCUUCAUCAUCAGAGCACCAACGAGGAGCAUUACACCUACACCAACGUGCCCUGGAGGCUGUAUCUCAGAAAGGAGGUGUUUUAUCCCAAAGACAGCUUCAACAACCCUGUGUUGCUCGAUCUGAUUUUCAAACAGAUAGUGAAUGACACCCUGUCAGAGGCGUGUGUUCGCAUCACCCGGGAUGAAAGGCAGAAAAUGAAAGCCCUUUUCGCCAAACACGGCGUUGAGCAGAACAUGGAUCCGGUGCAGGAGCACGUGAAGAAAACGAUCGUGACAGCAGCCAGGGAGACCUGGGAAAUUUACUUCUCCCGGCUCUUUCCUGCCUCGGGUAGUGUAGGGACAGGUGUGCAGGUGUUGUCGGUGUCCCACAGCGGUAUCAAAUUACUGAAGACCGUGAAAAGCAGCGCAGCAGCUCCAGACUACUUCAGAGUCCUGCGACCAUACACAUACGCGGACAUCCUGUUCGUGACCAUCCCAUCUGAGAACAUGCUGGAGUUCAAUCUGACCAACGAGAAACUGAUCCUGUUCUCCGCCAAGGCAUUACAAGUCAAACAUCUCAUCGACACCUUCAUCAACGAGAUCAAAAAGGACUCAGACUACGUCAUUGCAGAGCGUAACUUUGUGACAGACGACCGCUCGAUGCUCAGUUUCCAUAAAGGUGACAUCAUCAGGUUGCAGGUCAUGGAUGGGCUGGAGAGAGGUUACAGCUACGGCUGCGUGGUGAGGAAGAAGGUUGUGUUUUUGGAAGAGCUCAAACGGGACACCGAAGACUUUGGUUGGAAGUUUGGUGCAGUGUUUGGCCGCUCCGGGGCAUUCCCGACAGAGUGUGUCCACCCCGUUGCUCCUCCUGAUUUCCUCUCGCUGCCACUGGAUCGGAAGGCCGAGCCUCGAGGUGGAGCGGACCAGUUUGCGGUGUCGUCGGCCGUUGCUGUUGCUGUGGCGUCCACCAUGGCCGCGCACGAGAUAGAUCAAACGAUCGAGAGGGUUUCGCUUGACGGCUUCUCUGAUGGAGAGCCCGAUGAGAGGUUACUGCAGGACAGUAAAUACGACAUGCUGGAGUUUGCCAAGAAGUUCUUCAGACAGGCAACGAGCAGAGAGCGAGAUUCCCUGAAGAGUAAAAGCAAGACGAGAGAUUCCAGGGAGCCCAGUGAAAUGAUAAAAUUCUCCAAGACCCCUCUGACUGAGUCUCUGAUAGAGUUCACAGAUGUAGCUAUGAACCGAGUAGCAGCUGAUCUCUUCCUGUGCAUCAUGCGCUUCAUGGGUGAUUCUCCAUCGAGAGGGUCAACAGAACAAGAAGUAGUCAGCACAUUCCUCAAGCUCAUUGGAGAAUUCACCUUGAUGAGGGAUGAAGCUUACUGCCAGCUCCUCAAACAGCUUACCGCCAACACCAGCUCCAAACCUGAUAGUUGCCAACGAGGCUGGAGGCUGCUGUACAUCCUGACCGCUUUCCAUCGCUGCUCUGAAGUCCUCAAGCCUUUCCUGCUAAAACACCUGCAGCAGGCUUCUCGCAGCGCAGGAGCACAGUAUCAAGGCAUAGCUAAAGCAUGUGAGCAGAAUCUGAAGAAGACGUUUCUGUACGGCGGUCGGAUUGUUCCACCCAACGGCAUGGAGCUGAAAGCUAUGAUGGCUGGACGAAGCUCGAAACGUCAGCUGUUUCUCUUCCCUGGAGGCAUCGAACGGCACGUGAAAAUCAAAACUUGCACUGUUGCCCUGGAGGUGAUAGAGGAGUUGUGCUAUGAGAUGGGGUUACACACCCUUGAGGCCAUGGAAGAAUAUGCCAUAUUUUUAGUCACAAACAGAGGGCAGAAUGUGCGUCCUCUGAAUAAGAAUGAGUAUAUCCUGGAUGUCGCCACGGAGGCCGAGUCAGUCGACUCCGGCUACAGUCUCUGGUUCCGGCGCGUUGUCUGGACCCAGCCGCUCAGGUUUGAGAAUGAGCUCUGUGUCGCCAUGCAGUAUAACCAGAUCCUUCCGGACUACCGUAAAGGUCUGCUCAAUGUACUCUCACACGGCAAAGUGAGCGACCAACAGUUCCACCAAAUCUCCAAGCUGGCUGCUUUGCAGCAUAGAGCCAAGGACAUCAUCUACACUCCCAGCAUACACGAGCUGUCGGAGUACAUCGCCGCACCUCUCUUCCGAAAGCAGCCUCCCCAGCAGUGGGUUAACAUGGCGACGCAGCACAUGCAGCAAGUACAGCCUCUGAAUCCGCACCAGGCCAGGGCCCAGUUUCUCGGCCUGGUCAGUGCGUUCCCCAUGUUCGGCUCCUCGUUCUUCUACAUCCACAGCAGCAGCUCCACCACCUUCUAUGCUCCCUGCAUUCUUGCCGUCAACCCACGGGGUCUCCACUUCCUGCACAAAAAUACACACGAGCUGAUGGCAGUGGUCCCCCUUGUGGAGGUGCAGUCCAGUCGCACCCAGAGGCCCAGUGCUGGAGCCAGUUACCCGUAUGUGGACAUAACUCUGGGGGACACGGACACGCAGCGCAUCAUCCAGCUGCAGCUGGAGCAGGGCCUGGAGCUGUGUCGAAUUAUUGCCAUGCAAGUAGAAAACAUGAUGUCUGUGAGAGAAAAGAGGCUCACUCUGCCACCCAGCGAAAUCACCAUGCUUUGAUGGACGUGUGCACACGUUUCACGUAAAAUGUGUGACUUCUGCUGCUAUCACCAAGUGAAUAUAUGUCAAUACAUAUGUAUAUAUAUAUAUAUGUAUAUAACUGUGAAUGUAC
This is a messenger RNA of Fundulus heteroclitus (mummichog), 7385 nucleotides long. It is a transcript of the gene myo15ab, whose product is annotated as myosin XVAb. The coding region runs from base 71 to 7273 and encodes 2400 amino acids. The record is from RefSeq and is a predicted model, not a curated record. Gene Ontology annotation, molecular function: protein binding; cytoskeletal motor activity; ATP binding. Gene Ontology annotation, cellular component: cytoskeleton; myosin complex. The transcript is spliced from 66 exons. Lineage: Eukaryota; Metazoa; Chordata; Actinopteri; Cyprinodontiformes; Fundulidae.